AGUCCCCCUUUUCCCUCGCGCGUGUGCAUCUCUGCCAUUUUUCCUGUGUUUUUACUACCCGCGUCUCCUCCUCCACCAUCAAGCCCAAAUCACACCAUGAAUCCAAGCAACCACCCAUGCAGCCUCCCAGGAUCGACACGCCCCGGCUUAACCAACCCAAGCGACUUGCUCGAUCCUAUGCUUGCAAGCCUAUCUAGCCAUUCAGGAUUUGGAGACGAUUUCCUCAAUAUCGACAUCGACAUCGCGGCGGCACUUGCUGCAAACGACGGUCGUGCAAAUGGCGUCCCUCAGUUGAAUCAAGACCUUCCAUUUGAUCCUGUUACCCAGGCCAGCACUAAUAUUGGACAUAACGAAAAUGACGCGGCCACCGGUGACGAUGACCCUGAAGCCUCGAACCCAACGGGGGACAAAGAAGAAUCCAACAAGCGACUCACCAUGCUGCCAGACGAUGUGAUGCUAGAAAUGGCAGAGAUGGAACUCGAUGCUCUACGCGAUCAAGAGGCCCUUCACGCUCAAGUAAAACGACUCCCGGCAUACUUGAAGGCAGAGGUGGAUGAACUGUAUUACGAAUUCCAACGUCAGCUCUACCUACUCGCCAUCAAGAAUCAAAUUUUCGCCUCUUUAUUCUAUACACACCUUGGCCAAACCAACCGCAUGCGAGGUCCAACCAAUUAUAAUAAUUUUUGCCGGUUCGAUCCAGAGGCCCGGGAAAUUUUCAACCAAAAGGGUGUCCCUGUCAAGCAGCGGUGCAAGGAAGUUGCCAAUAAAUGGCGCACCCUCACCCCCGAAAUCAAAAUGAAGUACAAAGAUUAUGAGUUCAUCAAAACCCUUCGAAGCGAUAUACCAAUGAAUCAACUAGCUGCCUCCCAUAGAAUUCAGGGAAUGUUGAUCGUAGCAUCGCCCUGUUCGUCCGGCGAUUUAUUCAUACAGAGUGGUACCGAACUUGGUCGAAAUUUCCUUUCCAUUCUACGGAAGGGGGGUGAUCCAAUCAAAAAAUUCCAAACCUACGUGGCAGGAAUGGCUGUUGUCGAUGAAUUAUGCGGAGGUAACCAAGUGGCAAUCGAAGGCUCUAAGGAAAUGAAUAAACGAACAGUGGACGCAAUUGAAGAGCCACAAGGCAACACAUCAGCCAAGGUGGCUCAGAAGUAUUGUAUAGGGCCGGUUCGUCAAAACAAGAAGAUCAUUGGUGUCAAAAUGAAAGAUCUCCUCAAUGCUGCAGGAGGCAAGCAGUUCAAAGCCUGGCCAGGCUCUAACGUGGUCAGCGAACUCAAUAAUGCGAGCAUCCAGCUGAAGGUCAAGCGAAAUGACGCCGACUUUCACAUCAAGGAGUUGUGCCAACCUGUAAACAAGCUCUUGAUAAUCCCGUCGCAAAGGAUCCUCCAAGCUAUUGGUGAAGGAUGGAUAUCGCUCAAAUACAAAGAGAAUGGUGCCGAUAACAGCUACACCGAUGAAGGUACACAACCUCCACAAAAGAAAGCCAGAAAACAUCGAAGUUUCCAUUCUGCUCAAGACAGAAGCUCUCAGUUGGUCUCUAGCUCCGACUCCGAGGAAGAAGAAGAAGAUAUAGCUGACCUUGGCAUUGGUGAUGAUGAUGCUGAUCCUGGUGAUGAGGUAGACGAUAGCAGUGAUAACAACAAUGGGGAUGCUGCGCUAUAUGAUUGA
Molecule: messenger RNA, 1662 nt
Organism: Puccinia graminis f. sp. tritici CRL 75-36-700-3
Lineage: Eukaryota; Fungi; Basidiomycota; Pucciniomycetes; Pucciniales; Pucciniaceae
Exons: 5
Coding region: 97-1662 (521 amino acids)
Source: RefSeq, a predicted model, not a curated record